AUGUCCGGCAGGGCCAGGACUCGAGCCCGCGGCAGAGCGCGCGGUCGGGCGUCCCCGCAACCUGCGGCCCCCGGAGCGUCCGCGACCCGGCAACCUGGGCAAAUUCUGCCUAGACCCCAGCCACUGCCAGCAGAAAGCCAAGUGGUUGAGCCUAGGCAACCAAGAGGAGCGGAAGGAACGUCUCAGCCUUCAGCGGAACUCCAGCUCUCGGCUGGCUUGCAGGCGGCCUCGCUGAGGGAGAACAGGGGUUUCAGCGGGGUUUUUCGAGACCUGGUGGUGAAUACCCGGCAGAACCUGGAACAUGUCAGAAAGUCAAAAACAGGCUCGAAAGGUACAGUUGUAAGGCUAUUCGCGAACCAUUUCCGAGUGACAUCUCGUCCCCAAUGGGUCACGUAUCAGUACAACGUUGACUACAAGCCAGACAUAGAGGAUGGAAGUCUCCGUGCGGACUUACUGAAACAACAUGAAUCGUUACUUGGAAAGUGUCGUAUAUUUGAUGGAAACUCUUUAUUAUUACCUCGUGUGCUACGUAAACGAAAAAUGGAAGUGGUCAGCAAGUACAAAGAACAGCCUGUGAAGAUUACCAUCGAGUUCUCCAGAGAGCUCAUGCCCACCUCGCCAGAUUGCCUGCGCUAUUACAACAUUCUCUUUAGAAAAAUUUUGAAGUCGAUGGAAUUGAAACAGAUUGGUCGCAACUAUUACAAUAAAUGUGGAGCCACUCAGUUCUUGGAUCAUAGUCUGGAAGUCUGGCCUGGUUACUUCACGUCUAUUCUUGAAUAUGAAAACAGUAUUACCCUCUGUGCCGACGUGAGCCACAAACUGCUCCGAAUGGAAACUGCUUAUGAUGUAAUAAUGAGGAUUGUUGACACUCCCAGAGAGGGAGAUGUCAAACAGCGAGUUUCUAAAGCAUUAGUUGGCUUAAUCGUUCUCACCAAGCACAACAACAGAACCUACAGGGUGGAUGCUAUUAAUUGGGAGGAGACUCCUAAAGCUACAUUUAAAAAGUCAGAUGGCAACAGAAUCACCUUUGUGGACUACUACAGGCAGCAAUAUGACACACAGGUCACUGACUUAACUCAGCCACUUUUGAUCAGCAAGGGAAAAUGGAAGAAGAGCCAGCAGGACACACCCAAUGAACCUGUGCUGCUGGUCCCUGAGCUCUGCAGCCUGACAGGUCUAACGGAUGCCAUGCGUCAAGACUACAGAGUGAUGAGAGACCUGGCUCUUCACAUGAGGUUGGAUCCAGACAAAAGGCAGCACGAACUGCAAAAAUUCAUGAAUACUGUACAAAGAGAUAAGACUGCGCAAGAGGAGCUUCGACUCUGGGAUUUGAAAUUCGAUACCAACUUUUUGUCCUUCUCAGGAAGACUGCUGAAAGAAGUCAGAAUUUGCCAGGGAAGAAGAGUGUUUAACUCCCAUCCACUGUUUGCAGAAUGGUCAAAAGAAACAAGAAAGGGCCCCUUACUUAAGGUGAAGUCCCUGGAUGAUUGGCUAAUGCUUUACACUAAGAGAAAUUACGGGGCAGCCAUUUCGUUAAUGCAGUGUCUACGGAAAGUCACACCCACCAUGGGCAUAGCUAUGAGAGAUGCCAAAAUGCUUGAAGUCAAUGACACAGUCAAAUCCUAUAUAAAUGUCUUAGAAAAACACGCCUCAUCAAAGACACAGAUGGUCGUUUGCGUGCUGUCAAGUGACAGGAAAGAAAUGUAUGACGGCAUAAAGAAAUUCUUGUGCGUCAAUUACCCCAUUCCAAGCCAGUGUGUGGUGGCGCGGACCUUAGACAAACCCCAGACGCUGAUGACCAUUGCUACAAAGAUCGCCCAGCAGAUGAAUUGCAAGAUGGGAGGAGCCCUCUGGAAGGUGGAAACAGGAUUGCGGAAUACAAUGUUCAUCGGUAUCGAUUGUUUCCACGAUAUUGUAAAUCGACGGAAGUCAAUUGCAGGAUUUGUGUCGAGCGUCAAUGACGAAUUAACACAGUGGUUCUCUCAAUGUAUCUUCCAGGAAUCGGGGCAGGAGCUUGUGAAUGGGCUGAGGGACUGCUUGCAAGCUGCUCUGAAGCUCUGGCGUGAACAUAAUCUAUUUAUGCCACGUUCUGUUAUUGUGUAUCGGGAUGGCGUGGGAGAUGGUCAGCUUGAAGCAUUGAUUAAGUAUGAGAUACCACAGAUUUCAUCCUGCUUAGAAAGUAUUUUACAAACGAACGAUGUCAAACUAGCUGUCAUUGUGGUGAAGAAACGAAUCAACACCCGAUUUUUUGUUGAGUCUGAAGGAAAACUUCGAAAUCCACGUCCAGGAACAGUCGUUGAUGUAGAGUUGACCAGGAAGGAGUGGUACGAUUUUUUUAUUGUGAGUCAGUCUGUGAAAGAUGGUACUGUCACGCCUACUCAUUACAACGUCAUCCACGACACCGUUCGCUUGAGCCCAGAUACGGUCCAGGGGCUAACUUACAGACUAUGCCACAUGUAUUAUAAUUUGCCAGGUGUCAUCCGAGUUCCGGCUCCUUGCCACUACGCCCACAAACUGGCUUACCUCGUGGGCCAGAGUAUUCACCAAGAGCCACAUCACUCCCUGACAAACCGUCUCUUUUACCUUUGA
This is a messenger RNA of Equus quagga, 2589 nucleotides long. RefSeq names its product piwi like RNA-mediated gene silencing 3 (gene PIWIL3). Gene Ontology annotation, biological process: regulatory ncRNA-mediated gene silencing. The transcript is spliced from 20 exons. The record is from RefSeq and is a predicted model, not a curated record. Bases 1 to 2589 code for a protein of 862 amino acids. Gene Ontology annotation, cellular component: P granule. Gene Ontology annotation, molecular function: protein binding; piRNA binding. Lineage: Eukaryota; Metazoa; Chordata; Mammalia; Perissodactyla; Equidae.